This is a messenger RNA of Neurospora crassa OR74A, 3851 nucleotides long. RefSeq lists its product as hypothetical. Lineage: Eukaryota; Fungi; Ascomycota; Sordariomycetes; Sordariales; Sordariaceae. Gene Ontology annotation, molecular function: DNA-binding transcription activator activity, RNA polymerase II-specific; RNA polymerase II cis-regulatory region sequence-specific DNA binding. Gene Ontology annotation, cellular component: nucleus. Gene Ontology annotation, biological process: regulation of transcription by RNA polymerase II. Bases 568 to 3492 code for a protein of 974 amino acids. The transcript has 6 exons. The record is from RefSeq and is a predicted model, not a curated record.
UUUUAUUCCCACUUUCAACAUACCUUACAUCCGACGACGACGACGACGACGAGCACGACAUCCAUCACCAGAUCCAGCGCCUGCACCUGGCAACGGCAGCGUGCUUUCCAUCAAUCAUUUUUCAUCAUUUUCGUCGUGACCGACGUCCAAAUCUGGUAUACCGUGACCCCACUUGUCUGUCAAUCUGCGACAGAAGACUGUCACCGAAUUUACAACGGAAUCCCAUUCUUUCCGAAGUCGGGGCCUUGAUCCGAUCCCGUCGCUCUUUGUUUGCUACUAUCGAAAAGAGGAGAAAGCAGGGCCUGGCGAAAGGGACAUCGCAUCCUCCCUCCUCAUCAUAUACUCCGACCCCCAACCCCAAAGGAAGCGAGGGCAACCAACCGGCCACACUCCCCUUCAUCAAUCCAGCCCACCAUCAUCAUCACUGCCCGAAUAUGCUUUGUUAGGCAACAGCAAGGCGUCAAACCCAGUGAAGCGCGAUCCAUCUCUGUCCUGGUCAAUAAACAGGCAUCAUCCCAACCAAAGGCCUCCUUCCUACCUCGAGGAGACUGACCAGUGUUGCCCAUCAUGUCACAAUAUCAGUAUGGCCAACACAGCCAGUAUGAGCCCUACUACAACGGCCAGUCCGGCCAGGGUACACAAUCUCCUGGAUUGCUCGACUCUCCGUCCAUUCACAUGCCCGGCACCGUGACUACCAUGGCGCCUGGUUGCCACGGAUAUGGAGGCACCGUCUCCACCACUGCUGCGACCACCGGUCAAGCUCCCCGUGCGGGCUUUGCCGUAGACCAACAAUUCCAGGAAGCUCACGAUGCGUCCACUCAAGGGAACGAACGCUUUACUAUCUUGAACCACUUUUUGCACGAUCGCAACGUUGCCUGGACCCCCAUGAAAGUUGUUGGGUCGCUGGGCGACAGUCAAAUAUCCAGCCUCCCGAUAAACUCUGGAUACUCCGAAUAUCCCAGAUAUCGUGAUAACCAUGCGCCAUCCGAGUGUGAUACUGCCGUUGACCGCGCUGGAGUUUUCUCCGACUCGGGAUAUGGGAGUAUAGCCAGGCAGAGUGUGGGAAACCCUUCCGUAUGCGGGGACGUGGACCGUGGCGGCGAUAUUCAAAUCAUGCUUCAGAUGUCCCAAUUCCAGCUCCAGCAGGAUUCAAACCCCCAAGCUACAGUUAUUCCCAAGGACACUCUUAUGCAAGACUUGGGAAGCGAUGACUGGGGCCAUCGAAACACGACCACUUGUCUCGAGCGCAAAAGUUUGUUUUGCGAGUAUUGUAGGGAACAUGUCAAGACCAAGUCGGAGCUAAAUAAACAUAAACAGAAACAUACAAAGCCACAUCACUGCCUGGAACCUGGCUGCACACGUGACAAAGGCUUCAGCACCAAGAACGACCUGCAGAGACAUUUGGCAUCCGUUCACAAAAAGUAUAACGUCGUAUAUCACUGUUGUCAUGGCACUUGCCCGACCAAGAACAAAGACGAGAAGGAUUGGCCUCGGGCAGAUAAUUUUAGGCAACAUUUGAAAAGGGUUCAUCAGAUUUGUCUCACGGCUGAGGACGACCUGAAGAGAUAUGAAGUUCACCUUUCGCAAGAGCAGGUACUUGCCGCUCCGAGUUCCGUCGCCGUUUUCGCGUCGCAGCAGAUGCAAAUCAUGUCUCAGCAAAACGGCGCCUCCCAGACUGACCAGGCGCAAAUACAAUAUCUGAGUCAUAUGGCACCUUUCACCGAAACCAGCCUCCAGGCUCCGGCGGGUUCCUCGAUCAUCCUUCAGAGUCAAACGGUCUCGGUGAGCGAGACCGCGGAUUUGCCCGCUUUGGAAAACGGCGACUGGUACACAUGGCCUGAUGCAGGCACCGCAGAGGUCAGCUCCCACGUCCUUCACUUGGUUUCCAGCCGCCGCGGCUCGCUGCGCGCACUCGAGAGGACUAGAUCUAUCUCGAUCGAUGAACCCUCGAGUGGUCAGCAGCCUGGUUUCGAAUCGGAAGUCUUGGUAGACGGACGUGAGGAGAUGCCUGCGACGGCCGCUAACAAUGAUACCAGUCCCUCGAUAACCCCGGUUGGUAUGGACCUGGGUAUCCGUCCUAUGUCGACUGGUGACGGUCACAUUCAGUCCCGUGUCAACGAAGUGGACAGCAACACUCACCGGCAUUUCGACAGUGCUGAAGUGAACAGUCGUGUGAAUAAUCACCAUGAUGGUGAGCCAGUUGAGGACGAGGAGGUGGAUGAUGUUGUGCCUGACUUGGGUCAAGACACCUCCGCGGAUGACUCUGAUGAACCUGAGACGGCGUUGGUCAGGUAUUCGUUGGACUAUUCGAUUGAGAACUCAUCCAAGCCCAACCUCUCACCACAGUUAGCUGUCUCUUUUCCCCUAACAGAUGUGAACUUCGAUGACGAUGAGAGUGCUCUUACUUUCCUUCGAGUCUUGCAAGCCAAGGGUAACCUCGACCAACUGAUGGCCGAGCUCGGGUAUCAAAAGAAGGAAGAGAAAUCUGAGCAACCAGAACCAACCGGGAAGAAGGCAGAGCCUGCACCCACCUCUGCUCCCAGGACCGGAAACAGCAAAAACCCCUGCUCCAUGUGCGACAAGAGCUUCAACCGCAGGUGCGAACUCAAGAAGCACCAAAAGCGCCACGACAAGCCCUACGCCUGCACCUUUCACAACUGCUCCAAAAACUUUGGCAGCAAAAACGACUGGAAGCGGCACGAAAACAGCCAACAUCUCCAACUCGAGAUCUGGCGCUGCGACUUGAAGCAGCAGCAGCAACAGCAGGGCGUCGUUGACGACCGCGACCGUGUCUGCGGCUGGGUCGCCCACCGUCGCGAGUCUUUCCGCACACAUUUGUCCAAGGAACAUAGCAUGGACGACACGACCAUGGAGAAAAGGGUAACCGAGUGCCACAUUGGCCGCAACUGCGAGUCGCGCUUCUGGUGCGGGUUUUGCCGCAAGACGAUCGAGUUUCAGAAGGAUAAGAAGCUGGCGUGGUCGGCGAGGUUUGAUCACAUCGAGGACCAUUUCAUUGGAAGGAAUGAGGUAAGACAGCAAAAUAUCAAAGAUUGGGAGUUCAUUGAGCCCCCUGUGGCUGGUGGUGGUGGUGGUGGUGGUGGAAAGAACGGAACUAGGACUGGAACUGGAAAAGGGGCAGCGGAGAUGGCAGGCAGGGAAGUGGUUGAUUUGACUGUUGAGCAGGCAGAGGACGAUGAUCUAGAACCUCAAAGAAGCUCUUCGAGUUCCUCUUCGUAUGUCCCAGGGCAGAGGCGGGUGCAACAAACUCUUAAGCGCCGCUUGGAUGCAGAAGACGGGACCGUAACUUUUGCUGCGCCGAGAGCAAAGAGGCACAAGUCCGGCAAUAGGCAGAGGGAGUAUCUCUGGUCUUGUUGCCAGUGUACCGGAGCAAUGUUCAAUGUCGAGACGACGCCGGCGUGUCUGGAUUGCAAUCAUGCUCAAUGCGAGCACUGCGCUGUUGAGUACCAUAGGGGCCCUCGGGAGGGACGUUAGAGGUUUUUGUCGCCAUGUGACGGCAAUGAAGCUUUUCUUUUUCGGUCACUUUAUGUUUUUCGUCUCAUUAUCUGCGGAUGGAAAUACCCGUUCGUGUUUUAGCAAUUUAGAGCGACUUUUGGGUAGAAGGGGGGAAGAUCUGUGUUAGGUUGGUUUGCUACUUGUCAAAGUUACGGAAGGUGUAUGUGUGUGUGUGUUCGUGGGGGGCAAUGGAACGAGUGGAAGGGCUGGCUUGCAACAAUGCAGGCCCCGCGUCUGUACUGUGUAUGUGGCAAGCAUGAUAUGUAUGUAUGUCAACCAUUAUAGAUCAUCGAUGGGUUGAUUUCAGGGAAAAUUACGACAAACCGCUUGUUAUUAUU